AUGGGCUCAAUACCCGCAUCUGUCGAGUAUCUCGCUUCCGGGGCCAACCGGCAGACGGCUGUUGCGGAUUGGAGUCGAUGUGGUAUUUUGGCUUUUGGAGCUGAUAUCAAUGUUGCUUUAUGGCGACCCUUGUCGGAUCCUCCCAAGGGAGUUAGCAAGUUGCUCAACGGUCACAAGAGUACUGUCAAGGCCUUGGCUUUCCUCCCUGAAGAAGACCAAGACGAGAACUCUUAUCUCAUAUCAGGCGCAGAUGACAAGGCGCUGAUUGUGUGGAAAGCCCAACGGGACAGUGAAGAGUUCAAACCUAUCCACACAUCAAACGAACACACUGCUGCCAUCAACUGCAUCGCCGCCCUAAGGAUCAAAGGUACUCAGAAAUGGGUUAUUGCAACUGGAGGCGCUGAUGCGUGCAUCAAAAUCUGGAGCUUCGACAAUGACAACUUCUCGCUCCUCCAAAGUGUCAAGACGACACCAAAGUACUUCCCCAUGUGUUUGUCACUUGGUUACGCCGGAGACGCAGAUGAUGUCUUGGUACUAGCAUCUGCUGGCACAAGGGAUAUUGUUCAGAUACACACUACAGAAGCCAACUUUGAAAAGAUCCAUUUCGAGGUGCAAGCGACAUUGACGGGCCACGAAGGCUGGAUUCGAAGCUUGAGUUUCGCCAAGGAGACAACCGCCCCUGACAGUGAUUUGCUCCUCGCCUCAGCAAGUCAAGACAAGUACGUCCGUAUCUGGAGAUUUCACCAGGGUAAAGAGCUACCUGUUGCCUCAGCGAACAGCUCAGACCCCUCAAGCGACGCCUACUUGCCAGGCAAGUCCCCAUCGAACAAGGCUCAUCGCCUCAACUCGGCUGGCAAGGAUUUCUCUGUUACUUUCGAAGCUCUACUUUUGGGCCACGAGGACUGGAUCUACAGCGCACGCUGGCAAAGACAGGAAGACAAAAAGCUGCAGCUUCUGUCUACUUCGGCAGACAACUCACUCGCUAUCUGGGAAGCUGACCCAAGCUCUGGUAUCUGGAUUAGCAUGGCGAGGCUGGGUGAGGUUAGCAGAGAGAAGGGCGCUACAACAGCAACAGGAAGUACGGGUGGUUUCUGGACAGGCUUGUGGUCCCACGAUGGCAAGUCAGUCGCCUGUCUUGGACGCACUGGUAGCUGGAGACGAUGGGAGUAUAUCACUUCAGAGGACUUUUGGAAGCCUUGUGUGGCCAUCUCAGGACAUACCAGAGCAAUCACAGGUGUCACUUGGGCCAAGAAUGGCGAGUAUCUCCUGUCAACAAGUUCAGACCAAACCACACGACUUCACACGCGGUGGAACAGGCCAGGAACUGAGACAUGGCACGAAAUGUCCCGACCUCAAAUCCACGGCUACGACCUCAACUGUAUUGACUCCGUAGGAGCUUCUCAGUUCGUUUCAGGGGCUGACGAGAAGCUCAUGCGAGUCUUCAGUGAGCCCAAGGCUGUAGCCUCAAUGCUCAACCGCCUUGCGGGCAUUGGCGGUGGUAUGGACGUUGAGAAUAUGCCUGACGCUGCCAACAUGCCCGUCCUGGGUCUAUCAAACAAAGCCAUCGACACCGUGGAGGACGACCAGGAGAUUCAGCCCAUUGACGACCGGGACCGUGAAGCCAUGGACCCGGCAUCCAUUGUAAAGAAGUCACACUUGGAAAUUGACCACCCCCCCUUUGAGGAGACACUCUCACGCCAUACUUUGUGGCCAGAGACUGAGAAGCUUUAUGGCCAUGGUUAUGAAAUCUCUUGUCUGGCAGCUAGCCACGACGGAACUCUCGUCGCCAGUGCAUGCAAGGCCAGCUCGACCAACCACGCCGUCAUCCGUCUGUUUGAAACAACCCGAUGGACUGAGCUCCGGCCACCCCUGACCGCACAUUCUCUUACAGCCACUCGCCUACGAUUCUCUCUUGACGACCAGUUCCUCCUGAGCGUUGGCCGUGAUCGUCAAUGGGCCGUGUUCAACCGCGCACCCGAGGAAGACGCUGCGUACAAACUCCUCCAGAUUAACCCCAAGGGCCACACACGUAUGGUUCUUGAUGCAGCCUGGGCGCCUUCUCCAUCUUCAGCCCCUGUGUUUGCAACCGCUGGCCGUGAUAAGCAAGUUCGCAUCUGGGCAGCUAAGCCCAACGAAGAAGGAAAGUUGCAGUUCACGCAGACAGCUUCUAUUGCAUCUGCUUCGCCCGUCACAUCUGUUGAUUUCAUUCCUCAAGUUGUUGAAGGAAGGUUUGUCCUGGCCGUUGGUACGGAACUCGGACGACUGAGUUUGUGUCUGAUCAAGGACGAUGGAACAGAUGUUGUCGAGAAGCCCGCUUGUGAAGAGCUGUACACCAACUUGCUUGGCGUCCUGUUACGAGAGAAGGUUCUGACAGGCCAUACGAGCUAG
Fusarium pseudograminearum CS3096 is the source of this 2388-nucleotide messenger RNA. RefSeq lists its product as uncharacterized. The transcript has 3 exons. Bases 1 to 2388 code for a protein of 795 amino acids. Gene Ontology annotation, biological process: tRNA wobble uridine modification. Gene Ontology annotation, molecular function: protein binding. The record is from RefSeq and is a predicted model, not a curated record. Gene Ontology annotation, cellular component: elongator holoenzyme complex. Lineage: Eukaryota; Fungi; Ascomycota; Sordariomycetes; Hypocreales; Nectriaceae.